Molecule: messenger RNA, 13327 nt
Organism: Erpetoichthys calabaricus (reedfish)
Lineage: Eukaryota; Metazoa; Chordata; Cladistia; Polypteriformes; Polypteridae
Gene: lipca
Product: lipase, hepatic a
Exons: 10
Coding region: 133-1680 (515 amino acids)
Biological process (GO): lipid metabolic process
Molecular function (GO): apolipoprotein binding; triacylglycerol lipase activity
Source: RefSeq, a predicted model, not a curated record
GAAGUAUUUGAACCAAUCAGGUAAAAGUCAACUGAAUUUGGCCAGGCAGUCUCUUGACCUUCAACCAGGGCUGCAAAUACCACAGUCUGCAUGCACCCAUUCCCUUGAUCUUGUCCUCACAACUGGCAACAGAUGCUGGCAAGGUGGAGGUUGGGAACUCGUUGGUACUGCCCGCUCAUGGCCUCUCUCAAAACUCUUCUCUUUCUGUCGCUGGUGUAUUACUCAUGUAAUGCAGAGGAACUGGAAACAUUCCGAACAGGGCCAACAGGAGGGCUUAAAGCAGUCUACACACUUAAAGCUCAGUACAUCCCAAAAUCCGUUUUUCGAUUAUAUACAAAUGGUGAUGCCAUUGAGGACACCUGCAGCAUCCUACCUUUUCAACCUCAGACACUGAAUCUGUGUGGCUUCAACACAUCCACACCACUGGUGAUCAUCAUCCACGGCUGGUCGGUGGAUGGGAUGCUAGAGAGCUGGGUGAUGAAGCUGGCAGCUGCACUGAAGACAAAGAUGAAGGACAUCAAUGUAGUUAUUGCUGACUGGCUGUCACUGGCUCAUGAACAUUAUCCAAUUGCGGUGCAGAAUACACGACUCGUGGGCCAAGAGAUCGCAGAUAUGCUGGAGUGGCUGCAGGAAUCCUACCAGUUUUCAACAGACAAGGUCCACCUGAUCGGCUACAGUCUGGGGGCUCAUGUUUCAGGUUUUGCCGGGAGCCACAUUAGUAGCUCUAAGAAGAUUGGAAGAAUUACAGGUCUAGACCCUGCUGGUCCACUCUUUGAGGGAAUGUCCUACACAGAUCGUCUCUCUCCUGAUGAUGCCAACUUUGUAGAUGCUAUUCACACAUUCACUCAACAGCAUAUGGGCCUGAGUGUCGGAAUAAAGCAGCCAGUGGCCCAUUAUGACUUUUACCCGAACGGAGGCACUUUCCAGCCUGGCUGCCACAUACAGGAUGUAUUUGAACACCUCUCACAGUACGGGCUACUGGGCUUUCAACAAAGCGUCAAGUGUGCUCAUGAGAGGUCUGUACACCUGUUUAUCGACUCCCUGCUGAAUGAAGACAAGCAGAGUGUUGCAUACUGGUGCAAUGACAAUAACUCCUUUGAUAAAGGAAUCUGUCUUGAUUGCCGGAAGAACCGUUGCAACACAUUGGGCUAUAACAUCAAAAAGGUUCGGACUGGGGCAAGCAAGAGGCUAUAUCUGAAGACUCGCUCCAGAAUGCCAUAUAAAGUUUACCACUAUCAGUUCAAGAUUCAGUUCAUCAAUCAAAUUGAACAAACUGAGCCAACUCUGACCAUUUCACUAAUGGGCACAAAGGAGGACAUUGAAAACUUGCCGAUUGAAUUGGUGGAAGAAAUAUCGGGUAACAAGACCUACACAUUUCUGAUCACACUAGACACUGAUAUUGGGGAACUGAUGGUUCUUAAAUUUAAAUGGGAAGGAACAGCUGUAUGGGACAACAUCUGGUACAAAGUCCAGACCAUCAUGCCAUGGAUAACAGAGCAGAAAGGACCCAGGCUCACUGUGGGGAAAAUCCAAGUAAAGGCUGGAGAGACACAGCAAAAAAUGACCUUCUGUGCCCAGAGUGAAGAUGGCAUGCACAUCCCACCCUCUCAGGAGAAAACGUUUGUGAGGUGUGAAAAACGUCGUGCUGGGAAGAGAAAGAAGAAACUUCAGCAACCUUAACUCAGCCCAGCUACUCACAAGACCAUUUUCAGGGGUCCAGAUAUUGACGUGAAUACUAAAACAUGCGCCCUCAUGUGCAACACACCUCGGGAUUUGAUUGAAGCAAAGAGUUAAACGUUCUCCCUUUAAUUUAGCUGUAUAAAUACAGUAUGAUUAUUUUGCCAAUUGAAGUCAUUUAAUUAAGACUUAUAUGUUUGAUCAAAGAUCUUUUUUUAAUAUCCAGUCGGUUAUACGGAGAAAUGUCAGGGUCAAAUAUUCAUUGUCACAUAAGAGAGGUCCUUAGUGGGAAGGGACACUUGGCACUUGUUUGAAGCACACAUUUAGUCACACAACCAGAAUGUUUUUUUCCGGACAUACCAAGCAUGAACUUAUUUUGCUGGCUGUCUAAUUCUGAAUACAUUUUAACAUACUGAACAAAUAUACAAUUACCAAGUAUUUUAGAUGCUGUACUACAGAGCUCUGAGUUUCUGGAAAGCAGGAACACACCUGGCAAAAGAUAAAUGUGUAUAAAAAUAAAAAAACAUAGAAAAACAUUUUAAAGUUAAAAAAAAAACUGAAAAUAUGAAUGCAGAGAACAUGUCAGGACACCAGAAAAUAAAAGUUUUUUCCCCUUUUGUGAUUUAAUUCAGGGUCUUAAUUUAUUACAUUUAGUCAUUUGGCUGAUGCCUUUAUCCAAGACGACUUGCAACAUUUAUGAUACAAUUGGUAACAUUUCUUUUGGCUUUCCAAUUGGAGCCCAGGCAGGUCAAGUGCCGUCAUAUGCCUUAAAAAUCAACUAUUUUGAUGUUUCAUUGCAGAAUUCAGGCCAUUUCUACACAAACCACUACGGUCCUACCACAGUCAAGCUGGAACUGUUAGUUGACUGGCCUGAGCUGAGACCAGUGAACUAACUACAGAAAUGUUCACUUUUAAAUGACGAUGCCUUUCAGUAUUGUGGGUUUUUUUUAAUACAAGUAGGAGAUAAACUAAAGAAAUGUUUGAGUGAUUAGAUUUGAAUUAAAGUGUAUUGUCAGUACACAUCCUUUUGAUGUCAGAUGUACUGAGUUGGUAAACGUGAAACAACAAUGCCGUUUCAAAACCGGUGCCAGCCCAUCACGAAGCACUUUGAGAUACAAACACAAGCGACCAAUCUGUCAUAAUGUACCAUUUUAUAGAGACUUCCAUCCCAAGGUACAUCAAAUGAGUGUCAUUUUCAAAUUGUUUUCAUGUCAAGCGUAGGGUCAGGGUCACACAAACUCGGAGGAGACAAACGAAAAGGGCAGCCCUGCAGCUGAAGCAGUGCUCACUAUAGGAAAAUGAAAGGCCAGCUCAACAAAAAAGACUGAAAACCUAAAGACUACUAAAUGUUUGAGGAUCAAAACACGGAAGAUUGAUUCAGUUUGCCUUUUUCUUUAAGGCUCCUUUGUAGUAGUUAUUCAUCUAUGGCAUUACUUCAUUCUUCCAUGUGCAGUGCUACAAAAUAAUAUCCGCAAAUACUAUAAAAGUGCACCCUCACUCGUUUGAAUGUGGCGUCUGUUUAAAGAUGAAUAUAUACCAGUGGUGUCUCCUAUAAACUGCACAACCACAAAGGGAUUUCAUGGUAAAGAUUAAAUGCAAAGGCCACACUGGACAGGGCAGUUCAAAGUUACUUAAACACGUGUGUGUGACUUCAUGCAUGUCAAAUUGUUGCUAGAGGGAAACUAAUUUUGCAGAAAUAUUCAAGCCAAGAGAGCACGCUGAAUUCUAAUCACGACCAAAUUGUUUGUAUUUUUUUCUUUUUUUAGAUGACUGCUUUCCUUUGGAUUUGAAUGAACAAAGAGCUGAGCAUUUCACAUGUGACUCCGACCUCGUGUGACACACCAUAUCUGAUAGCGACCAGUCCAAGUCAGGUAACAUUGAAUGUCAGUCAGUAAGUCAUUGUCCAACCCGCUAUAUCCUAACACAGGGUCACAGGGGUCUGCUGGAGCCAAUCCCAGCCAACACAGGGCAAAAGCAGGAACAAAUCCCGGGCAGGGCGCCACACACAAGGGACAAUUUAGGAUCGGCAGUGCACCUAACCUGCAUGUCUUUGGACUGUGGGAGGAAACCCAUGCAGACACGGGGAGAACACGCAAACUCCACACAGGGAGGACCCGGGAAGCGAACCCUGGUCUCCUAACUGCGAGUGCCGACCUCACUUGAAUUUGAAGAUGAUGUACUGUUUAUGACCAUCUGCUCCUUUACUGGGGCACAAGUGUUUGGACCACCAACAGCAAUCUCCAAACUUAAACAUUAUUUAUAUUUUUGGAGUUAAAGAAAACACAUUUUUAUCUGAAAGGCAGCAAUUUUACCUCUAAAUCUUAAUACAUACAGACAAGCACAGACAGUACAUCGAGACAAACUCAAUUUCUGUUCAGUAAAAUGAACCCAAAGCUCACAAUCCUCUGCUGUUUUUAUUGUCAGCACCAAAAAUACAGAAGGUGGGCAUGCAGGGUGGACCCGUUCUAACUGUAGUCCUAGAGAUCUCCAUCCCCACCGUCCACAACUAGAGAACGUACAGAAGACAUCAAGGUGACCUAAAGGGAUGUUGGGCUGCCGUGUCUAACGAGCCAAUCAAUGUCAGACAAACCUCUUUGGUUCCAAGUCAAAUGUGGUUAAUGCAUAAAGGGGACCCGUCAUGCUGUUCUUGUCUUUUAACAGCUUUCACAGGAGAGUUGUGGAAAACAAUUGCAGUGUAAAACAAUGCCUCUUUUUUAAUUAAUAAAAAGCAGCAGAGAAGAAGAGCUGGCCACUGAUAUCGAUGGUCUAGCACUGAGCUGACAGAACACAAGUCCCAAGAAUCAACUCUGUGGUUACGGCUGGUACAUUUCUUGAGAGCAUGGCUUCAAGUGCAGGGACAUUUUAAUCAGUUCAGAGUUGGUACAGGCAGAAGAUGAUACGAGCGUGAAACCAUAUAUAAGCUGGAUGAGAAGAAGAAGCGCUCAUCUGUUGUCUUCAUCUUCCUUUUCCAUACGUUGACGCUCAUAAAUACAACAGAUGAAAUGAAAUUACGUAAGAUGUGUGGCCACCUCAUACAAGAGAGGCUGUGCAGACCGCACCUUAGGGGUCAUGCGUGUGUGUUGAGCUUGCAGGUGCUCAUUACUUCAUUAGGACGUCUCCAUGAAGACCUCCACUUCAGUCUGAUUUGUCGGAAGAGGGAAGCGAUCUGAGAUCUCCGUCAGGGAAUCUGCGGGAUUUGCUGGCUCACAAAUUAUUAUUAUGGAUUAGAAAUCAAGACCACUAAGGCACCUCCACCGCACUUGUCAGGACUGAAGAACGAAAGUCUGAACAACCCAGGCCAAUAAAAGCUUAGCUCCUUAAGAUAUUAAUUAUUAGCUUCACUGGGGGGUAUUAACAGUACCAACUGCAGGUUUGGAAUCAACUGUUAUUUAAAUAAAAUAAUUAAACUCCUAUGUUUAACAUUUCAGAUAUUUUGACAACAAGUUAGUUGAUGAUAUUUUGAUCACUUAUUUCAAGAAAUCUUAAAAUUUAUUGCAGGGGUCUUUGUCAACCGAUAAAUGUCGCCAGGGUGAAAUCUAUUGGAGAAGUUCAAUAACUAAAUAUUAACUAGCUGCGUGUGGUCUGUGGGACGUCCUAGCAGUUUUACUAUAUCGGUGAACGUGGAGAGGCGUCAGUGGACUCUUAAAAAUGACCCAGAGUAGAGGACAUGGACCCACCUAUGCUUGCUGCCCCACUGGCGAUGCCAUAUCGCUGGUAUAUGAGUCCGUUAAUCUUUGUAUCGAGGAAAUACCUCCAGAUAGACGAGGUUUUUAGUGAAAACUUCAAGCUUUGUCGUCCAUGGCCGUGCCAGUUUGACAUUGAGUCUCUUUGUCAGUGUCAUCAGCACGACGUCGUUGCUUUCAUAGUGAGAAGUGAGGUGCGUGCGAGCGCGAAAAAAAUGUCAAAGUGCAUGCAUGCGCCAUCUAGUGGCUGUGUUGAGCAUGAGCAGAGCAGAUUACUCCAUACACGCACAGGUCUUUCAUUUAUAUAUCUCUUAAUUAUUAUACAGCGUGAGCCAAAACGAAGUACCACACUUCUCAAGGUCAUUGCGCGAGGUAGAGGAGGCAGCCGAGAGGGUUGUGGUGGGGGUCCUUUGAUAGGCAAUCCCUUGUAGUUUUCAGUUGGCAACACCCCUUGGUCCGGUGCACACCGUCCUUUCACUGUCGAAGCGUUCUUCAAAAACAACGAAUCCGUCAUCACAAUGCAACGCGCCUUCCAAACGUACUUCAGGUGACGUCUCGAAUCGGACAACAAUUCUUCAGUGGGUGGUUACAUUUAGACAGACGGGUACAACAUUGAACAGAAAAUCUCCAGGCCGUCAUCGGACAGUAUGAACGCCUGAAAACAUUCAAGCUGUAACGGCAUCAAUUUUGCAGUCUCCUAGACGUUCAGCGUGCUUCUGCCUUAGGCAUUCCCAGCACGUCUUUGAGGAGGACUCUACAUGAGGACCUUCAUUUCCAUCCAUGCAAAAUGAUGGUAGUGCAGGAACUCACUGAGAGAGCCGUAGAGCGUUGUGCGCACACAUUCAGCAAACCGUUCAUCGAGAUGCCAUCGUCAUGUGCAGCGCCGAGGCACAUGUCUAUUUGAAUGGCUGCAUAAAUAAGCAAAACUUUUGCUAUUAGGGUGAAACCAACCCUCGUGAACUUCAUCAGAGACCCCUGCACAGCGAGCGUGUCACAGAAUUUGGUAUUGUAGGGCCGGACUUUUUUUGAGGACCGGGGAGCAUCGGUGACCGUCACUUCAGAUCAUUACAUUGAAAUGCUAGAGAACUGGAAGAAGCGGAUUUGUGGUGGAUGCCUGGUGUCAACAGGAUGGAGCAACAGCUCAUACGGCGCGGAGAUCCACGACAGUUUUGCGGGAGAUGUUUCCAGGGAAGCUGAUCUCCCUGUGUGGCCUUCACGUUCGCCUGAUCUCGCUCCGUGCGAUUUCUCUCAAGUCGAAGGUCUACACACACUGACCUUGAAGUCCUCAGUGACGCUGUUCACCACGAAAUGGCCAAACGAGUCAUGCAAGCGUUGAGAAAUCGUCUCGCUAAUGAUGGCCACCACCUUGAAGACAUUUUUAAAACACAUCUAUUUUGCAGACCCUUUCUUGUGUCGUAAUGCCAUUUAUUUAAUCUGGUAGCGUUUUUGUAGAAUAAACGUUUGAGACGUGGGACUUCUUUUUGGCUACACACCAGAAUGACUAAUACAAGAAAUCCUAACUUGACGGUCACAGUCAGGUGCCAUACAGGCGUAUUGUUGUCGGUAUAAAGAGAGACAGAAUGGCCGACGUUAUUCACAAAGCCACUCCGGGGGGUCCAUCGCGUGUCCCAUACCUGCUCCUGUCGAUAGGGUGGGCCUCACUUGAAGUGAUGUUUCCAGCCCACCACACCAGUGUAGAAGAUCACGUUAUGUUUGACUUUGUGCCUUCCUACUGCUACGCAAGCUGAACAGGAAAGGCGCCCACCUCGCCUGUACCCUCUCAACGGACUCUGGACCCUGGGGGGUUACCGUACCCCUGGCGUAAGUAAAAUACUUUCACUCCUGGAAUGAUGAGGGUAUAACUGUUGUAGCCAAGCCAAGGCGACAGCAUCAGAGACGACUACCUUGAUUUCUAAAAGGGUGUCCCCGCCGCUCCGACCCCAUAGUUGGGUUUCCAAUAAAACACUGAAGACUCUUUUUAUGGUCAUUUUUUCUUUUCAUAUUUAUUUUCUCAUAUUGCUCAGAUGUCAAACACACACAAGUCGUGUCCUCCUUACCCAACGCUGUUCAGUGGAAUCGCAGAUCUUUCCUGUUCUUGAUGCUAAAGGGCUGCCCCUUCACUGCCUGUAAAUGUCUUUUGACUUCAAGUGUCCAGACCUCAUACUUGCACACGGCGGCCAUUACUGCCACGUCUUCCAGCAGCUGUUAAGAUCAAACUUUCUACUAGUGGCUGACAUCAUCCAGACAUACAAAGUUAACAGUUAACAACAAAAACAAAACUAGUUUGUAAAAACGAGCCGAGAAAGAAAAGUGCAGCUGCUGUUCUCACGAGACCUCGGCAGAUCUCAACACACACACACGUGGCUACGAGUGCGUCUGAGCGCUCCAAUAUGGCGGACACAUCGCCGUCAAUAGUAACUGCAGCCUCCUGGAGCUCUGAGCUCCAAGUGCAAGUCCACUUCUUCCUGGUGGUUUGAAGGGGCUUAUUAAAGGAUGGGCCGGCCACAGAGAUUCUUGGGGUUUGAGUUCUUCCACCAGUGGAAUACUAGAUGGCACCGGUCCAAGCUUUCUUUACAAUUUAUUACAAAAGUGGGCGCAUUGUCUCUCUUGAUUUUUCCAAAACUCCCAAACAACAAAAGUACUUUUCUCAAUUAAGAGACACUAAAAUGCAAAUGCGCCUCUUUAAAUUAAGUGGUACACUUUGGAGGCCUCGCCUUGCUCUAAAGUGCUAGAGGAAGUCCAGCGACAAGCUACAAAAGCCAAGUCCAUGUCUGCAGGGUGUGUGAGUUACAAGGGAAAGUCUGAAGAAACCGAAUCUUCUCAGUCCUGGCAACCCAGGAUUAAGUGGAGUUGUCUUGUCCAUCCAUCAGUUACCAAACCUGCUUCAACCAGCGGGAGCCCGAGCACGAAAGAGUGCGGCGACACCUGAAACUUCUAUUAGAAUAGCCAGAUGUACAAAGAUGGAAGCUUUCUAAAAGGAAAAGUAUUUCUUCAUCCAAAGGAAUACACAGAGAGUCCGUGGAGCAGGUUGCGUAUCGUUGAGGACUGUGACGACACAUCUGUUGGAAUGCAUCUUAUUACUACAAAUGUUUGCAAUGCAACAACUAGAAAGACACAUGCAAUGCAUAUACCUGUUAUAUAGCAUUUGGUAUGGGAUUUGUAAAUGUGUUAAUAUUUGUGAUGCACCAUCUGUUGGAAUGUCAGAGACAUAGCAGCCGGCCUGACACACGCGUAUCCUUUUACUAAGUAAAUCCAAAAGAGAGCCGUGGCCCGAGGAAGGCGACUCUUGAUUUCAAAUCUGAAUGGAGCAGAAGACUUCACCUGGAAAUGUGUGCACGAGAUUUGCUUGGACUUUCUUGCUAGAAGAGCAUGAAGGCAGCAAACAUGGCACAUCACCCCAUAUAAUAAUUUACAAGCUGCUCACUUAAUACCCCAAGACAAGACCUUCAUUCAGGCUACAAAAAUGUUCUGCGGUCCAAGAAAGCGGGUGACAUCGUUUUUUUCUCGCCACUCUGGUUCUUCUGAUUGCAAAACCUCCUUUUUUUUUGGAAGCCAAUAAGAAUUGACAUUUUUAACACAAGUAGCCAGUGGCAGCCACAAUUCAGGCCUUGUCCUUGUGGUAGUGUAAGAUGCCUGUGUGUGGAUUGCGAGGUUCACUUUUUGAGUCUCUAAACUGCAGAUGCUUUAAGCAGAAGCCCAUUCGGUACAUCCUAAAGUAGGACAUCCACUUCUAUAAUGGACACACACGUCAGGGCAGGACUGGGCUUUUCCCAUUGCAGAAGGAUUGUACAACAUCCAUCUUUGUUACAAAUAAACAAUAAAUUUAGUGCACAUCCACACGACACGCCUAAUAUGCGGUUAAAUGUCUCUUAUGAAGUUUCACCUCAAUCAGAUUCCUCUGGUAGCCAACAACCACCUUCUGGGGUGGAUAUUUGACCAGUCGUCUUGGCAGAGUUCAGCCAAGCUUGUUGGUUUCCUGGCACACCGGACGUAAUCACAGACCACGUGUGCUCAGCAGGGACGAGGUCAGGCUUUGGGUUAAAUUCCAAUCCAAAUGCUUAAACGGUUAGCCUGUCACAAGUCCCAAACCGAGAUGUAACCUCUCGUCCAACUGUUGCCCGUGACCACUGGUGUUCCAGCAGCUUCUAGAUCAACCAUUUUCUUGGUGGUUCUUGGGAUUGCAUCGGACCAUCCAGACUAAUUUCCUCUAAGCAGGGCAAGGCAGUGGUGACAGUUUGGGUCAUCUUCUAAACCUUGGUAAAGUGACUACAGCUGUUUAAAUGGACUCCUCUUAGAACCUGAAGAGGUUUAGAAAGAGGUCCAAGGGACAUUUGUGAGCUCCCUGGACUUUCACAAUCUAACGUGUGUGUUGGUCAGCCUGAGUGAAGUCAGACGAGCAACAUGGGGAAGCCACCAGCUGGAGUCCGUCGUGAUCACAAACAGACCGAGUUAUGAGGCACCAAGUUUAAACACACUUUGGAACUUUUAGCACCACCUCAUUAAUCAUCUAAGGACACGCAUGGAUCUUUUUCACUCCAUGUGUAGAAUUUUGAACCUGUAAAUUAAAACUUGGAAUACUACAUUUAUUUUUUUUUGUAAUAAAGAUGUAUGUUGUACAAUCACUGCCACAAGAACAGAACAUCAUAUGUAGAACUCAUGGAAAACCCAAUACUGCCCUGAUGGACGAAAGGAUGGAGCUCCUUCACCACCAACUGCACUCUAGCUCUCUUCAUUCUGCUUGGGAUUAAUUACCCAGCAGCACUUCCAUUUCCAAUGGCUUUCUCCCAGUCUUUAACAAAGUGGGCGCCAACUGUGUUGCCCCAGCCAUCUGACUAGAACCCCCCCCAACUACAAUACACAUUUGGUCCUCAAUGCUGGAAAGGUUCUAAUCCAACCCAAGAGUGUAGGACAGGAACUGGGUGGAGGCCAUUUACACUUCUCUCAUUUCUACCCAGGAUACCCCACUACUACUCUUUAGGCUGUGAACGUCUGUGUGCCAUUCUGGUCUACCACCCCCAUAUCGAGAUACUGUAAGUAGCUACUGUUAACAGUGCCAAGCCCAGGUGCGGGGGAGCUUGAGAAGACCCAAGCAGCAUUAUGUGCCAACUCUGGACAGGACAGUCCACCAUGCAAUAGUUACACAAAUCAGCGGAUGUCACGGGUUGUGAGCCAACAUCUCAAAAAGGACCCCGAUCUCCGAAACUAAGAAAUGGCCUACGCAGAGCACUGAAUACGAGUGGAACUGGAGGGAAAGACACACAGACAGGCGCACACACGCAGACACACACACACACGUGUGCACACAGACACACACACAGACUGACGCACACACACACGUGUGCACACAGACACACACACAGACUGACGCACAUAUGCAGAUACACACGUGCACACAGAGACACACACACACAAAGACGCUCUACUGGCCUGCUGGACCCUAACUGGCUGGAAUGCAAAACAGGGAGCCAGUAAGUUUCAUCAAGUCUAUUUUAUUAAUGCAUUUCAAGUAAUUCAAAAACUUACAUAUCUUUUUGCACAAUACUUUUUGUAACUUUUAGUAAAAAUUUUCCAAAGUGAACCAAAAAAAAAAAAAAAAAAAGUACUGUAUAAAACACAGCGGACAUUAAAAUCAGACAGUAGUAGAAUUUUCCUUUUCAAGGUCUUUUUGCUUACAUUCCCAACCAAACUUUAAAGCAGACGGGACAGUUCAGUGCACGUUUAACAAGCGUUUGUUCUCAGCAAGUUCAGAUUUGAUUUUGUCUUCCUUUCCUUUCCUUGUCCAGGAGGUUUGUGAACGGCUACAAUAAAAGCCCAGGGAAGUUCACAUUCGCUGGGAUCCAAGCACAGUUCAACACUACAGUCGAAGCAGAAACCAAAAUGGCUCGCUCCACGCUCAGUGACUCAAAGUGUGACACCGCAAAAUCACUCACAACCCAACAAUAUGACACACAGAGGUACACGAGAGACUUCGGAAUUAACACGAGGCUUCCAGAUUAGGUUUCUUUAGGAAAUUUUAAAAAGUGAAGUUAAUCUGGAGCAGCAACUGUAGACCAACUGCAGUCUUCACUAAUUUUUCACACGUCGCCCAGGUCCAUUUAUGCAUUGGCAGGAUGAAAAAGGUUUAAGCGAAUCGCUUUAAUGUGAGGAGAUUACAUUUACGAUUGACAAAUGGCAAGUUUCAGCUUUUGCGUGUAUUCCCCGUUCCUCUCCUUUCCAGGACUUAAAGAUUUGGUCUCAGCAAGUGCUGACCCAGCAAGACUUGCCAAACAAUAUUCAGGAAGGGAAAAUGAACUCCUCUACCUCUGAAGAAAUACUGGGCCAAGCCGAUGGGCCUUUCUUCAUCCAGUUCUACUAUAAAAGGAUGAGCGAGUGGAAAAGUACAGUUGUGUGUGAUAAAGGAGGAGGGCACGGCAGCUCAGUUGGGGAAACCAAUAACUCAAUUUCAUGUAUCAAGAGAGGAAAAACAAAACAGGACGGCUACAAAAAAUGCAGGGCUGCGACACAAAUGAGUGGUAGUGAUGAAGAAAAGCAGAAAGACGCACAAGCAAGAAGAAAUAAGGCUGAGCGAGAAGAAGAGGUACGACUGCCACUGCCCCGGGCCGCAGCUCUGUCUAAACUCUCGGUCACCAUUUAGAGGUCACGUCACAAUUAAUCCUUUAAAAAUGAAGUUUUUUCCAUAGGCUUACUUAAAAAGACAUAAAAGUGGUUUAACCAUCCGUUAAAGAGAAGAACAGCCGCCUGACCUGUGUAGAUGAUCUUCACAAAAAAAAAACCCACCCCCAAGUCACAGGAGCCCCGCACCACGCGUGGUUUCUUGAGCGGCAGCCCCUACAGUCUUAAAUGCUAUUCCUUCACAACAAAAUGAUGAAUGUUAAAAAGCUGCAAACAUAAAAAUUAGUUAAUAAAUAACACUCUGUUAGAACUCUGUGCCUGCAGCUGCAUUUCUUAAGAUCGUCACAUGCAGGGCAUUACAUUCUCCCCCCCCCCCAAACCAAAGGAACUUGGAGCAACACCUCCUAAUGCCACUGCUGUCCCAACACAAGGGAUCACUUCUCGACUCGCACAGACUCGGCAAGUCGGCAUCACUUGUCCUCUUUGCCUGCCAUCUUUCCCAAUUCCCAACACAAUCUGUUUAGUGGUUGUUUGUCCAUUGAAUAAAUUCAGCACACAGCAAAAACUACUAUAAAAUUAAAAAGUAAAUCAAAAGGACAGAAAGGCUCUACAAAGAGGGGUGGGUAACAAAAACCUGCAGGUGUGACUCAUCAAAUCGUAACAUAAAUGGAAGAACAGCAUCAUCAUCGUCAUCAUCAUUCAGCCCAAAUCCAAACCCACCCAGCUACCCCACCCCAAGUGUCUGAGUAUCCUACACAAUGUACACCCGGUAGCUGCUUAUCUUCAAAGAGUAAGACGUGAGGAACAGAAACAAAGUCAACGGAUACACAAAUGAGAAAUCAACAGGGCGAAAAUGUCUAAGAGAAUCACAGGCACUGAAGUAAGCGUUACGAUUACUCAAUCCAACCAAAAUCCACCUGUUGUAUCCUGAGAGUGUCAAUUAAAACAGUAAAUUUUCAUCAAAACAGCAGAUUUUUUUUUUUUUUUUGUUGUCGUUGUAUAAUGAAAAAAUUCUAUAUUGCGAUUUGUGUUCUGUACAAUUGCACGCAGAAGGAUGGGUAUACAUUAGAAAUACAGGCCUGCGUAUCACAAAGAGAUUCAUUACAUUGGCAAGUCAGUCUUUUCAAACUUGAGGUCAUCUCACUUCCUACGCCUUUAUUGGCAGCAAAAAUGGAACCUGCAGCCAUGUUGGUUAAAAGAAAGGGAAACCGAGUGAAACGCCGAUCACUGAAGAUCGAUCAGUUGCAGAUAUUGUGCCAUUUGUUUAUUAAAAAUAAGGAAGUGUGUUUCAUCUUGGGGGGGGGGGGGCACGAUUUAAGACCACAGAACCAAAAAAAAAAUUUAAAUUAAAUGGG